AAAUUGAGCAGAGCACAACAGGGCAGGCGGCCAGUAGGAGGUGAACUGUGGGGUUUAGCGGUACCUGGGAAUAGCGGAAAGGAAUUGUUUUCAGAAGUUUGUAACGGAAUAAUUUUAUUUAUAAAAUAUGAGAUAGAAAUAUUAUUCAGUCAUGAAUCUGAGGGGGCUAUUCCAGGACUUCAACCCAAGUAAAUUCCUCAUCUAUGCCUCCCUGCUCCUGUUCUCAGUCCUUCUCUCACUGCGCUUGGAUGGCAUUAUCCAUUGGAGUUACUGGGCAGUCUUUGCCCCCAUCUGGUUGUGGAAGCUGAUGGUGGUUGUUGGAGCCUCAGUAGGGACUGGUGUGUGGGCUCGCAACCCUCAGUACAGGGCUGAAGGUGAAACGUGUGUGGAGUUCAAGGCCAUGCUGAUCGCAGUAGGGAUUCACCUGCUGCUUCUAUUGUUUGAAGUCCUGGUGUGUGACAGAAUUGAGCGAGGAAACCAUUUUUGGCUCCUGGUCUUCAUGCCCCUGUUCUUCGUGUCGCCAGUGUCUGUGGCUGCCUGCGUCUGGGGGUUCAGACACGACCGCUCCCUGGAGCUGGAAAUCCUGUGCUCUGUAAAUAUCCUUCAGUUCAUAUUUAUUGCCCUGCGACUGGACAAGAUCAUCAGCUGGCCCUGGCUGGUUGUUUGCGUCCCUCUCUGGAUUCUGAUGUCAUUCCUUUGCCUGGUUGUUCUGUAUUACAUUGUUUGGUCUGUACUGUUCCUGCGCUCAAUGGAUGUGAUUGCGGAGCAGAGAAGAACUCAUAUAACCAUGGCAAUAAGCUGGAUGACCAUUGUUGUGCCGUUGCUAACAUUCGAGAUUCUGUUGGUUCAUAAAUUGGAUGGUCACAACAAGUUCCCGUAUGUCCCAGUUUUCAUUCCUUUGUGGCUAUCUCUUAUAACUCUGAUGGCAACAACGUUUGGUCAGAAGGGGGGAAAUCACUGGUGGUUCGGUAUCCGCAAGGACUUCUGCCAGUUCCUGCUGGAAAUCUUCCCUUUCCUCCGGGAGUAUGGAAACAUCUCCUACGACCUUCAUCACGAAGACACUGAGGAGUCUGAGGACACUCCUACACCAGAGGCCCCUAAAAUCGCACCAAUGUUCCGCAAGAAGACUGGAGUUGUCAUCACCCAGAGUCCAGGCAAAUACUUUGUACCACCUGCCAAGCUUUGCAUUGACAUGCCUGACUAACGGCUGCUUCAGUCAGAAGAUUGGAGAAAUGAAGUGAGAGUUACAUUCCCUUUGGACUGUAAUCAAAGAGGUUUUCUGUGUUUUUGGAAUUGCUCUUCACUAGAACUUGGGAGCCGUUGGCUAAACAGACAUUUUGUUCUCUUUUAAAGGAGUUUUUUUUAAUAUUUAUUUUUACAUUUAUUUUUUUCUGUCAUGUACUCAUCCAACACGUAAUGGAAAAUGAAAACCUUCUUCUUUACUUGUCUUUGUAUGGCAAGUAUAAGGGUAUUAGCUUUGUGGUCCAGGAUUAAAACCAUAUCCAAAAGUGAAAUUGGUUUUUGGGAAGGAAAGGUUGAUUUGGAACCAGUAGAACUGUGGUAAGACUUAAUGAAAGACUGUCAGUAAGUGGGUUUUGAAGCAGUGUGAUGUAAGAUUCAAAUGUCUUUCCUUUAGUUUCUACCUGUAAUUGUUUAAAACCAGACAUAUUUUCAAUUUUUCUUGUGGUCUUUACUAAAACUGCUGAACUUUUAGUAUCUUAAAAAUCCAGUGCAGUUUUGCACAUGAGUAAGUGUCCUUCUGAUAAUGGAGAAAAAUCAAUUCUUAGAUUCUCUGUUAUCCCAAUUGCUGAGAAAGUUCCCUGUUUGUUGAAAGAACAGGGUUUACAGAAAAGCUUAAUUUAUUAAACAGAGUGGGCUAAGAGGAGUUGAGUUACUGGUAGAAUACAUGUUAAACCUUUGAGACAGUCCAGCCUAUGGUCUUUUUAAGAUCACUACCAAUAAAUGAAUAACUACAAAAUAAGACCACAAUUUUUGAAAUUGCCUUUAACUAAUAUGGAUUGAGUAACUUUUCCACAGUGGAACAUAUACUGUAAGCCCAAAUUAUUAAACAUCAUACUAACCGAUUUUAGUUUGAAAAAAAAAAAUGAAUUCAAAGGUUUUUGGGCAGGAGACUACUGUCUUGUUUGUGUGAUUACAAAACAAAAAAUGCAUUACAUGAAUCAUGUACAGUUUCAUAAUACACAACAUAAUCAAUCUUAAGUGAAAUUUGUGAGUCUGUAAUUCCGAUCACAAUACAAUACAUAAUAGAGGUAGUGCACAUAUCGUUUGGUUUGGUGAAGCUGGGUCUCUAAACAUUGUGGAUUGUGUAAAAGUAUUGAAAUUGGAAGGAGACCAUUCUGCAUGAUUAUAAAAUAAGAGAGAAGGUAGGACUCAGCAGAUUCUUUGUUUUACUAACUUCUGACUGAAGCACCCAUUAGUCAGGCAGGUCUUGUUUUACUAAUUUCAAAUGGUGUACUGAGUCUCCAAUUUAAAAACAUACAAGGUCUUGGGAGAAUAGUAGUCCAUGGUGCUUGUAUUUCUCUGUUGCUGUAAAACUGUCUUAGGUCUCUUGGCAUAACCAUAUAAUCCUUAGUGUGUGCUUUGAAUUGGCUUGUUGCUGUGAUAUUUUAAGAUCUUUUCAGACUGCAGUAGUUUUAUUUUUGAUAGGCAAGUUGCUUCUGAACAGAUCAUACAAUUGAAAACAAUCUGUUGGUGAGAUUAACAAAGUGUAUAUGCACAACUACAAAGUUAUUUUAAAACCCUGUUAAUUUUUUUAAUAGAAAAGGCACUACAUUAUGCAUUUUGUCUUAUUUAUACAGUGUUUAUUUUACUGUUUUUUUUUCUUUCUGUCCUUCAUCAACUCACCAAACAGCUGUACAGUCUUCUGCUUAUACAUAUGUGCUUGUGAAUAAGGACCUGCACAGAAUCAAUUCCCAUAACACAUAAAGGCUAAAACUUAAUACCUGGGCACCAUCUACCCUGUUUAAUAUGUGAUGUAUUAAGAAUUUCAAUUUUUUUCUUAAAACAGAUUAAAGUAUCGAUUAGAAUUUUGCAAUCAUGAAUUAAAAACAGUUGAGGGUGUGUGUCUUUAAAGGGGCCAGCACUAAAAUGUAACUACUAGCAGGUACUAAUAGUGCCAUGGUUUUGUGGACCAGUAAUGUUAAUUGAUGUUAAACCUUUACAAUCUGGAGCAUUUAUAUUGUAAAACAAUUAUAUAUUAUGUAAAAGUAGUAUUACAAAAUGUGUGUGUGAUAGAUAUAGCUAGAGAGAGGUAUUUUUUUCUGUGUAGGUCAAAAUAUGCUGUGCAUUUUUAAGCUUUAUAUAUUUAACAUUUUGUGAUUGAUGUACAGAAAGAGCUUUCUCAGCGGGUCUGAGAGGAUUGAGAAUGAGCGAGUACCACUGCUGAUGUUAGAGGACCAAUUUAUUUUGUGCAUUUCCAUUUUGGAAAUUAGUUUAUGUACUACCUGUGUUCUAAAAAAAUAAACUCUGUUGUAAUAUUGAUGGUUAAACUUGUCUGUUUUAAAGUAGAUUGGAAAGCACAGCCAAAAAACCCCACAGUACUGUGUGUAUUAUGAAGUAUAAGCACCUGGAUCUCCCAUGGCCAUUUCUCAGUUCUAGUUUCAAUAACAGGAAAUCACAGCACAAACAUGCCCAUGUGAAAGGAUAUUCUUAAUACAAAACCUUUCGAAAGCUACAAGAAAGGUAAUGUUGGAGACAUUUCCUAUUUAUUACCGCAAUCUCAACUUGCCAACGCCACUUUCCUGCAUAAAUACAGUCGAAUGUCGGUUGAAAUGACAACAUGCUCCAAAAUGUUUGUUCUUUAUUCCUCUCAGCUUGUGCAAUGUACAUGCUUAAUAAAAGCAGUUUCAUUUUA
Messenger RNA from Polyodon spathula (Mississippi paddlefish), 3874 nucleotides. Its product is annotated as transmembrane protein 185A. Lineage: Eukaryota; Metazoa; Chordata; Actinopteri; Acipenseriformes; Polyodontidae. Bases 152 to 1204 code for a protein of 350 amino acids. The transcript has 7 exons. The record is from RefSeq and is a predicted model, not a curated record.